UUUAACCCUCAGUUCGUUAUUUCUGGCUUUAAGGAGUUUACCAGAGCAGAGUUUAGAGGAAUGUACCUACUGGUUGAAUUUGUGGAUGAGGGAACAACAAGCCCGGUGGCAGCAGAGUGGUACCAUGAGGGCAUAUCAUGGUGGCCUCCAUACACAGACAAAGCCAAACUUCUAAAAAGUAUCCGAGGCAGUGAGGUCCCAAAUGUGAGCAGAGGAUGGACACAGCACCAAGCUCGUAUCCUUUACAGCUCAGAUUGUUUGGACAAGGUCGUCCAGAAAUGGAGAAUAUCCUGCGAGACCUCGGAUUUAAAUUCAGACAAUGAUUUCCCACGAAAACGAAAACCUAAAAAGCCAUUUGAAUUUAUUGAAAAGUCUCAAGCAAAAUGGCAUCCCAGCCCUCAAAAACAGAAUCUCAAAAUGAAAAAGAAAACAGUGCAUUCCCUACCACCACCACCAAUACCACCACCACCACCUGCUGACCAUCGAAAUCCUGGAACAAACAGAAGUAUGAUGUCACAGGAUGAGUGCUUCCAGACAAAUGUUCAGGGAUACUCGGAUGAAAUCUCCUUCCCAGAAUCUAGACAAGUGAUGUCAAAGGCCCAGUCCUAUCAGGGAAGAAUUCAGGAUGCUUGGUUCACUGAACCAACACAGCAGAUGAUGUCACAAAUCCAAUUGCUCAGUCAAGAUGGACAGUCCACCAUCACAGAACAAACAGCAGAGAGGGCCAUCUUAGAGAUGCUGGGAAACUGCAGCUCCAGGUCCAGCAUCUCACUUCUGUUAUUACCCAAAGAGGCCCCUUUUUGGGUAACAGCAGCCUGAAGAUGCCACCUGCACCAGCAGAUAAAGAGGAAGAAGAUGGACUUCCACUGGAAAGCAUUCAGGCCUUGAAUGACUUUGAAGUCCAUCUUCAAAACAAGAUCUUCAAGCAAAAAUUGGUGUCAAAACUGUCACUGGUUGGGGGGCAAACACUUAAAAAAACAGUGUGGCGGAUUUGUGGCAAAGUGUUUGCUCCUCAACUAGCUGUGCAGUUGAACUGGUGUGGCAGAGGAGAGAAAACGGCCAUCAAAAACACACACCUGAAAGACACAAUUGUCUUAUCAGCAAUGAGAAACCCGCUGCUCCCCACUCCAAAUGAGGCUGAAGCUGAGAAGAUAAUUAAAGAGUGGCUUCGCCUUUCCAGUGACAGGCUCAGAAAAAGGCAGCGAUAGUUUUUACAUUUAUUUUAUGUUUUAUAUAUAUAAUAGUUUAUGUAUAUAUAAAUACUUGUAAAUAUGUUCUGUUUUUUAAAAGUUAAGGCUAAGUUAGUAGUAUGUAAGUUAUUAUAUAUUUAUAUGUGUAUGUUAAAAUAAGAAACAUUUUAUAUCAAAUGUUUUACAUAAUUU
Molecule: messenger RNA, 1382 nt
Organism: Trichomycterus rosablanca
Lineage: Eukaryota; Metazoa; Chordata; Actinopteri; Siluriformes; Trichomycteridae
Exons: 10
Coding region: 61-819 (252 amino acids)
Source: RefSeq, a predicted model, not a curated record